This is a messenger RNA of Cyclospora cayetanensis, 3612 nucleotides long. RefSeq lists its product as uncharacterized. NCBI's taxonomy places the organism in Eukaryota, Apicomplexa, Conoidasida, Eucoccidiorida, Eimeriidae. Gene Ontology annotation, biological process: proteolysis. Gene Ontology annotation, cellular component: cytoplasm. Gene Ontology annotation, molecular function: calcium-dependent cysteine-type endopeptidase activity. The transcript is spliced from 19 exons. Bases 1 to 3612 code for a protein of 1203 amino acids. The record is from RefSeq and is a predicted model, not a curated record.
AUGCGGCCCAAGGCAUCGCAGAAUUCAGGGCUCAAGGGGGACGACGGCCUCUAUGAGGACGCUGAGUUUCCUGGAAAUCCACCUGUUCCAUCGUUAAAGCCUCCUGGGAGUGAAGGGGAACCCCCAGGCAUUUUAAAGGGGCUGCUCUGGAGGCGGCCUGACGAAAUCGUAUUUUCCAUGCAGCAUCAACAAGCCAAGUCUCAUCAGACAUCUCGAUUGCAGCAGCAACAACGAAAUUCUGCACAGGAGCAGCUGUUUUCGCAGCCCCAUGCAGAGAGGCGGGCAAUUUUGUUCAACAGCAGCAGACCUGCUUCCACUGUCGUUCAAGGGCUGCUGCCAUCGCACGCAUUUGCUGCUGCUGCUAGCGGCCUAGCCAUUUCACACCCUCUAGCUAUCAGAGAGGCUUUGAUACACCCACAGCAUUGGCGAGCGCGUGGCUUGUUCUGCGUAGCCUUCUUCCGGUCAGGGGAAAGAGAAGUGGUGUGCAUAGACACCCGAUUGCCCUGCCGCCGCUCGCAACAGCUCAAAGAGCACAACAGACAGUCUCGUCGGUCAACCAAGGGAAGCAGCUCUGAGGCACGAAAGUCGCGGAGCAGUAACGGAAAAGGCACAUUAUUGAGAGCAGCGCCUUUGAAGGAAUGCCCUCCUAAUUGCGCCACUUCGGCAGCGCUGCAGAUUCAAGAGGGCAACUCUCAGCUCUGCUCGAGCAAACGUAUAUCUUCAGUAAGCCCAAAUAGCGAAAAUGGCUACCGAUGCACUCUGGACAGUACAGAGGCACAAGCGGACGCCACGGACUCGCUCAUAGAAUUCGCAUUCACUCACUGCCACGCUUUCGAGGAAGUAUGGCUACCUCUCCUGGAAAAGGCUUAUGCCAAGUUCCUCGGUUCUUAUGAGGCUGUAGCACAAAGGGCCUUCUGCACUGGGGGAUGUUUUAUAAGCAGCAUUGCCAGGGGCACAGCCACAGAAAAAGAAAUACUCUCCAACAGGCAAUAUACCGUUGUCGAUGUCGUACGGGUUGAAGAACUGCGGCUAGUGCGGCUACACAACCCCUGGAAGGUCCCCACUUGGCGAGGAGAAUUUUCUGAUUAUCAUCGGUCCUGGACUCAGUAUCCAGACCUGAAAGAGAGGCUAAACUACAAGUUUGGAGAUGCUCCAGCAGCAUUUUGGAUGAAGUUUGAGUCCUUUCUGGAGAAUUUCACAGACAUACUCUUUUGCUAUUUUCUGCCCUCCGAGAAAAAAAUCCCCCUUUCCCAGCUCAAGGAGCUGCCCACGUCCAUCUCACCGGCUGCUGCAGCUGUGCGAAUCCACGAGGGUUUCAACUCUGCUGCCGUAGCAUCGAAGCAGACUGCGGAUUCGGAAGGAAACACCAAGCUAGCCAGAUCCACAACUGGAGAUAUUGAAGUUCUGCGCAAUCAAGGACUUGCUGCUUUGUACGUGACAGUGCAUAGAGCCACUUGGAGUGGCUUGUCUCUCUGCGGUCUACCACGGGACUGGAAUAGGCAACAGGCAGCAGCAGGAGCUACCGCCCUACAGCCAUUAGCUCUAUGCACACUACAGCAAGGACAAAGGCUUUCUGGUAGAAUCAGGGAGAGCAGCUCCACCAUGGUCAACAAGCAACAUACGAUUUCAACGGGAGUCCUAUCUAAGGGGCCUUUCCCGGCUUGGCGAGUACGGUACUCGCAACCCGCGCAAACAGCAGAUAUCGCCAAAAUCAGGAAGAGCCACACCCCUCUGCAGUCCUCUGCAGCGAAGAGUGCUGCUGCAGCUGCUCCUUUUUGUGUUGAUGCCGUAGUCAAUGGCAGGCUAGAAGUUUCCUGCGAAAAUUUCGGCAGCGGGGCUACAAAACCAGCAGUCGUACCACAGUGCAACAGGACCACACCUGCAUGCGCGGAAUACACAGUUGUCAGCCGCCCCUCCGCUUUGGUCAGGUACGAAUACCAAGCUGAGGGAUUUGAUAUGGCGUGGGUAAACGCUCCAAUGUUCCUCGUUUCUUUUCCUGAACCUUCAUCUGUCACUAAUGCUUCGCACAAGCACCAGGAGGCGAGGAUUAAUGAAUCGCAGCAAAGCCACCCGCUGUCCCAGGAAACACGGCCAGCUUUGCAGGAAGCUUUCCUCUCCAUAACGCAGAGCAGCGCUCUUGAUGUGGCUCCAAUCAGCAUGGCAGUCUUUCACGCACGGGAAUGCCGCCGCAUCUGGUCAUUCUCGGAUGCAAAGCUUGUGGGAGUGUCUCAAGCAGUGGCGGAUGGUGAGAGACCGGCAAGCCAGGAGCCAUGGAAGGGAGGCGGCUGCUGCAUGGCUAGUUGCAUGCAGGGUCUUUUAAUAGGGGCUCCUGAACCUCGAGGGGCCUGGAGAGAUAGCUGCUUAAGACUGGGAUUUGUGGGGGAGGCCGAGGGAGAUUGCGUAAAGAGCACCAGACGACUGCUCGUAGUUUGUUACCAAAACGUUCCAGCCGAGAGCAGCAGUUUACGCCCCAACGACUUCAUUUUCCGCACCUUUAGCUCAUGCCCCACGUUACUGGAUUCCUCUGUUGGUCAUGCCUCCACUGCCUCUUCACGGGUGCUUGCAGAUGCACGUCGAGCAGCUUCCGCCCCCAAAACAUUAUCAAUUAUCAGGUGCAUGGACACCGGACUCCGCAGGUCAGCCUCCAACCCCUUAAUUCAUAAAAAUGGUCAACAAACCCACAAUUCGCUCUUUAUGCAAACCCAAGGUGGACUGAAGCGACGACCUGCAGGCCCGGUUAAAGCAGGAUAUACAACUUUUGAGCUUAAUGCUGAUUAUGUGCAUAUCUGUAAUACGGCAGGAAGCAAAAACAAAAACCGAACAGCACCUUUCCGUGAGGCUUGGGUUUCCUUAAGCAAGUUUUGGGAGAAGUGCAAAACUAACUGGUUUGGAGCCGGCUCUGAAGCACCUCAACCUGAAUUGAAUCGGAAGUUGACAAUCGAGGCCGAUGAGUGGUUCGUUGAAGCCGUCGGGAACGAGCAGUGCUGCAUCAAACUCACGAUUCUCAAGGGAUCCGGCCCCCUUAUAGUAUCUCCAUGCUUAGAGGUAGGAGGUGCAACUGGAGCCUUUGUCCUGAACGUGUUCAGCGACUUGCCUCUCGAGAGACUUGAAGCCCUUGACUACGAGCACUACAGAACGCUAAUUGGUCAAUGGGAGCUUGAAACAGCUGGGGGAAGCCACAACUUCCCUGAGCUGCUCGCAACCCCUAAUGGCCUCCAAAAUAAAACAGGUAGGGGAGUUGGUUUUAGGCGAGAGCAGCUCUGUUCUGGGUGUGUUCCACUCCGGAAAAAAGGCAAAGCGCAGCCUGUUACGUGUCCCUUACCGCUUAUUGGCACAAAGAGGGUCCCGCGUGGAUGGGUGUCUAACCCGCAGUACCUUCUAUCAGUAGCUGAGACAGUUCAAGUUGGCAUUACCUUGGCCAGGCAUGACGACUGCUGGGGAAUUCAAAAGGAGCAGGAUAUGGCGGGAUGCAUGAUGGGACUUUACGUCUUUCGGGGAAGGAAUGUUUGUAUGGAGAAUCUGGUCCAACAGACGGAUUUUGUGGUGUGUUGCAGCGCUGUGCUUGUCUUGUGUUUCGGGGAGUAUUCAGUAGUAGAUUUUCUUUCCCGAUAA